AUGGAGAAGCAGAGGAGAAUGAAGGGGAACAGAUCCAGUCCUAGCCGCCGCCACCUACCUCAUGCCGAUCCCGCCGCCCACGCCCGCGCGCCACCACCCGCUCCGCUCCUCCUCGCCUCCCGAGGACGCCCGCCGCUCUUCCUCCGCCCGUCGACCCACCCCGUCCCGGAGGUCUCAGUCGCCGCCUUCCUCCGCAGGGCCGCUGCGCCCAUCCCGCCCUCGGCGCCGCACCUCCACCACCAUCUCCGUUGGCUCCUCGCCGACGCCUCUGCCCCGUCCCCGUCCGGAAGCGAUCUGGUGGCACCUUACCUCCUCCGCGGGCUGCUCGGGAACGAGCACUGGAAGGACCUGGUGGUCGCCGUCCGGGACGGUGUUCUCAUCCCAGGGCCAGAGACGGAGGCCGUCGUGGACAUGGUCGCCACCACCGACUGCGAGCAGGCGUCCUGGUCCUAUCUCUCAUCGUCCUCGGCAUUUGAUUGAGAUCAACGAGGCAUGGAAGAUCAGGCCGGCCGUGGACCACACCGUCCUCCCCAAGGGCAAGGCUCAAGCCAAGGGUGUCCACGAGCAUGGUGCGCCACGGGGAACUCCCCUUCCACCGACGGAGCUCCUCCUCCUCUCUGUUCCGCGUCGUUCCUUGCCGUGUGAUUGAAUUGAAUCUGAUCCCCU
Triticum aestivum (bread wheat) is the source of this 666-nucleotide messenger RNA. RefSeq lists its product as uncharacterized. Bases 1 to 480 code for a protein of 159 amino acids. The record is from RefSeq and is a predicted model, not a curated record. The transcript is spliced from 4 exons. Lineage: Eukaryota; Viridiplantae; Streptophyta; Magnoliopsida; Poales; Poaceae.